UUUUUUUUGUGUGUAUUAUGCUUAAAAACUCUACUUGGAAGCUUGACGAAACCAACUUGGCCAAUUUUGGUUCUGAACUCGAAAGAGAACACCGUAAAGAAGAAGGUGAUCUUGAAACAGCAUGGAAUUAUGAGGGUUCUCCUAUUGGUCAUGAAGUUGGUAUGUGGAUUUGGCGUGUGCAUGAUUUCAACUUGGAGCCUGUUCCCAAAAGCCAAUAUGGUAAAUUUUAUCAAGGUGAUAGUUACAUUGUCUUGAAGUCUAGCAAGAAACAAAACUCGGAUGGUUUGAUUCAUAAUAUUCAUUUUUGGCUUGGUUUGGAAACUUCUCAAGAUGAAGCUGGUACAGCUGCUUACAAGACAGUUGAAUUAGAUGACUUCCUUGAUACAUAUGCUGUUCAAUACCGUGAGGUGCAAUACAAGGAAUCCAGCUUAUUCUCUAGCUAUUUUAGACACAUUACUUAUUUGCAAGGUGGUCAUGACUCAGGAUUUCAUCAUGUGGAAGAAGAACAAGUCCAUACUCGUCUCUUACGUGUCCAUCGUCCCAAGCAAUUGGAAGGAUCGCGUACAAGAAAUGCUGUUGUUAUUUCAGAAGUACCUUUGAGUCAUGAAAGUUUACGCUCUACCUCUAUCUUUGUGCUUGAUACAGGCGAUAUUGUCUACCAAUGGCAAGGAGAGAAAGCCAAUGGUAUUGAGAGAGCCAAAGCAGCUGAGUUUAUUUCCCAACUUAUUUCUGAGCGUCAAGGUAAAGGUGAGAUGGUGAUUGUUGAACAAGGAUCCGGUAGUGGUGAACGCCAAUUCUUUGAAGCACUUGGUUCUGAAGGUGACAUUUUAGAUGAUGAUGAUGAACAAGAAGAAGGAGAAGAAGAAGCAGUAAGCAAUAGACGCUUGUUGCGUUUAAGUGCUUCUGGUCCCUUUGGCUUGGGUCAUUUGAAAUUCGAGGUUGUAGCUGAGGGUACUAUUUCCAGAGACAUGUUUGAUACACAUGAUGUUUACGUUUUUGAUGUUGGACACCAAAUCUAUACUUGGAUUGGUCGUAAAGCAAGUCGCAAAGAACGUAGACAAGGUCUUGAAUAUGCACAAAAAUAUGUCAAAGAAUGCUCUGAUCGUUCUCCUUUUGUGCCUAUCUGUCAAGUAGUAGAAGGAGGCGAGGAUGAAUUGUUUGAGUCUAAUUUAGAAGGCUGGCAAGGAUGGUAAUAAAAUGUGACUCAUAUGUGUCAUUUAAGCAGCUCAACUCGGCUAAAAUAGUUGAUUCCGAGAGUGCUGCAUCGUAUUGAUAUGUUGUGUAAGGUAAAAUUUUAUUUAAGCAACAACAAAAAAAAAAAAAAAAA
Gilbertella persicaria is the source of this 1327-nucleotide messenger RNA. RefSeq lists its product as uncharacterized. Gene Ontology annotation, molecular function: actin filament binding. The record is from RefSeq and is a predicted model, not a curated record. NCBI's taxonomy places the organism in Eukaryota, Fungi, Mucoromycota, Mucoromycetes, Mucorales, Choanephoraceae. The coding region runs from base 18 to 1193 and encodes 391 amino acids. The transcript is spliced from 7 exons.